Rhodotorula graminis WP1 is the source of this 3735-nucleotide messenger RNA. RefSeq lists its product as uncharacterized. Bases 1 to 3669 code for a protein of 1222 amino acids. Gene Ontology annotation, molecular function: nucleic acid binding; ATP-dependent chromatin remodeler activity; zinc ion binding. The record is from RefSeq and is a predicted model, not a curated record. The transcript is spliced from 20 exons. Lineage: Eukaryota; Fungi; Basidiomycota; Microbotryomycetes; Sporidiobolales; Sporidiobolaceae.
AUGCCCGGCUCGCCGUUGUUCAGGCGCGAGUCGAGCUCUCCUGAACCCCCUCCCGCCAAGCGCCAGCGCUUCUUCGCCUCGGACGACGAGUCGUCCUCCCCCGCCUCCGACCCUCGCCCUCAGCCCGAGCCCACCACCCUCACCCUCGACUCGAGCGACGCAGAAGGCUCGCACGCCGGCCCUUCAAGCUCGGCCGACCCGGCGCAGCGUGCGCGCAGGGCCAAAGGUCGCCAGGUCGACUGGGACUCGCGCUACUUCGGCGAGGUCUUUGUCGAGGGCUUCGCGCUCGCCAGCUCGAACGCGUUCGUCAAGCUCAAGCCGGGCGAGCCCAUCACCUUGCACCGCCUCAACCCGCACCUCGCCAACUCGACCACGACGUCGGCCGCCGCCGCCGCGUCCAAGCAGAAGAAGAACAAGAAGCUCGAGAACGACGUCGUGCGGUACCUCAACGCCAAGGGCGUCGAGGUCGGCCGCAUCUCGCGCGACGACUCGGCCUGGCUCGCCAAGCUCCUCGACCACGACCUGCUCGACGUCAAGGGCUACUGCGUCGCCUGUCGCGACAACUUCCGCUCCGGCGACGACAUGCAGCUGUCGCUCUCGAUCUCGCUCGCCAAGUCGGCUUUCACCGACCCGAACACGGCCGCACCCGAGCCCGUCUCGCACCUCACCUCGGUCGUCGGCAAGAAGGGCUUCCUCGACGACCUGCGCGAGACGGACCGCGAGAAGCUCCUGCGCGAGCGCAAGAAGGCGCUCAACACGCUCUUCGACAAGGCCGACCUGCAGCCGUACGUCGAGGACGGCAGCGCGCCGACGGGCACGCAGAGCAAGCGGGCCAUGUUGAGCCGCAUGGAGAAGGGCAAGGGCAAGGCGGGACCGAGCGGGAGCGAGGACGAGGAGGACGAGAUGAACGAGAUCCAGCUCAACCUCGUCUACUCGAAGGCGAUCAAGAACGACUCGAGCCUGCCCGAGCGCGACCCGCCCGAGACCUUCUCGCUCACCCUGCGUCCUUACCAGAAGCAGGCGCUGCGCUGGAUGGCGGCCAUGGAGACGGGCGAGGAGCAGGCGCGCAAGAGCCUGUCGAUGCACCCGCUGUGGGAGAAGUACCUGUUCCCCGGCAGCAAGGACCCGAGCGACUGCUUCUACUACAACCCGUACAGCGGCGAGCUCUCGCUCGACUUCCCGAAGGCGUCGACUCACUGCCGGGGCGGUAUCCUCGCCGACGAGAUGGGCCUCGGCAAGACGAUCAUGGUCGCAUCGCUCAUCCACACCAACACGGCGUGGAACGCGCAACCGCCUGUCGAUGAAGGAGAAGGCGCCGGCGCCGCCAACUCGGACUCGGACGACGACCAGCAAGCGAUCAAGCCCUCGCGGACCCAGUCCCGUCUCGGCGCCACCUUCACCAAGGCCGCGCCGUCCUCAUCCUCGUCCACGACCGUCGCCGCCAAGGGCAAGCGCCCCAAGCUCAAGGCGGGCACGCCACGUGCGACGCUCGUCGUCGCGCCCAUGACCCUGCUCAGCCAGUGGUGCGACGAGCUCGAGCGCAGCAGCAAGGGCCGCAAGAUGCGCGUCGUCAUGUACUACGGCAACAAGCGCGAGAGCGGGUCCGACCUCAUGCGCGACAUCGACGAGGGCGUCGACGUGGUCGUCACGAGCUACGGUACCCUGUGCUCCGACUUCAAGCAGAGCGGCCUCGACGCGUCGGACAAGAAGGCCAAGGCGGGCGAGGGCGACGACGUCAAGCCUGGGUCGUCGAAGGGCAAGGGCAAGGACGGCAAGGGCAAAAGCGGCGCCGACAAGAAGAAGAAGCAGAAGCUCAAGGGCCUGUACGCCAUCGAGUGGUUCCGCAUCGUUCUCGACGAGGCGCACCUUAUCAAGUCGCGCACGACGCUCAACGCCAAGGCGAGCUACGCCCUGCGCGGCGCCCGUCGCUGGGCCCUCACGGGCACGCCAAUCGUCAACCGCCUCGAGGACCUGUACUCGCUCCUGCACUACAUCCAGCUCGAGCCCUGGGGCGAGUCCAUUCCCACUUUCGUCACGGUGCCGUUCCAGAACAAGGACCCUCGCGCCAUCGAGGUCAUCCAGGUCAUCCUCGAGAGCAUCUUGCUCCGCCGCGAGAAGAAGAUGCGCGACAAGGACGGCAACCCGAUCGUCGCGCUCCCCGAGAAGCACCUCAACAUCGCGCACCUCGACUUUACCGACGACGAGCGCAUCAUCUACGACGCCCUGUUCCGCAACGCCAAGAGCCGGUUCCUCGGCUACGCCGCCGAGGGCUCGGUCCUGCAACACGUCACGGCCAUCUUCUCGAUCCUCAUGCGCCUGCGCCAGGCCGUCCUGCACCCGUCGCUCGUCCUCAAGCGCCUCAAGGAGAACCUGCGCGCCCAGGGCAUCAAGCGCGCCGUCGUCGACAGCGAGCUCGCCGACGAGCACGAGGACGUCGCCAUCGAGCGCCUCAUCGAGCGGUACAUGCGCGGCGCCAAGAGCGGCAAGGAGGCCGAGAGGGCCAUCGAGGAGCUGCUCGAGCCUAAGGGCGAGGUCGAGGGCGAGGGCGAGUGCAUGCUCUGCAUGGAGCCUGUCGAGGUGCCCGUAUGGCUACCGCACUGCGAUCACUCGGGCUGCAAAGGCUGCGUCCUGCAGCACUUUGUCGACUGCCAGGACGCCGGCGAACCUGCUCGCUGCCCCGUCUGCUCGGCCGGGCCGCUCUCCGAGCGCGAGCUCGCCGCCCUGCAACACGCCGACGGCUCUCGUCCGACCGGCGGCAGCAACUCGCAGGCCGACAAGGGCAAGGGCAAGAAGGCGGCCUACACGGUCGAGACGGUCUCGACGUCGUCGCCUGGCUCGACGGCCUCGACUCGCGAGGUCCUCACCCUGCUCGACUCAGACGACGAGGACGGCGUCAAGACGCCGAGCCCGAAGAAGAAGGAGAUCGUCCAGAUCACGCUCGACUCGAGCAGCGGCGAGGGCAGCAGCGACGAGGACGGCGACGAGUACGAGCCGAGCCCGCCGCCACGCUCGGCGCGCGUCGACGAGGACGACGAGGACGACGAGGACGAGGACGUCAAGAUGGGCGUGCUCGACAGCGGCGACGACAGCGACGCCGACAAGCCGUCGACUCGCAGCGCCCUCGCGUCGACCGACUUCCGCUCGUCGACCAAACUCGACGCGCUCGUCAAGUCGCUCGCGGCGGCCAAGGCCAAGGACCCCGGCCUCAAGGCGGUCGUCUUCUCGCAGUUCACCGGCUUCCUCGACCUCAUCGAGCGCGUCAUGAACCGCGACGGCUUCAACUACCUCCGCCUCGACGGCGCCAUGACGCAGGGCGUGCGCCAGAAGGUCGUCCGCAAGUUCACCAAGAGCGACCAGUCGAUCAUCCUGCUCGCGUCCCUCAAGGCCGGCGGCGUCGGGCUCAACCUCAUCGCGGGCGACCACGUCUACCUCAUGGACACGUGGUGGAACAGCGCCGUCGAGAACCAGGCGAUCGACCGCAUCCACCGCUUUGGCCAGACGCGCGAGGUCUACGUCACUCGCUUCCUCAUCAAGCGGUCGAUCGACGACAAGAUGAUCGCGCUGCAAGAGCGCAAGACCAAGGUGAUCCAGGGCGCGCUCGGCGGCAACAAGGACAAGGACAAGAAGCAGCUCGCCGAAGACCUCGCGCUCAUUUUCGAGGAGGACUGAGCGGGCGAGGGACGAGGAGCAGGAGGCGCAGUAGCUUGAGACGAGUGCACAGCAUGUUUUCUCGGA